Spodoptera exigua (beet armyworm) is the source of this 7200-nucleotide messenger RNA. NCBI's taxonomy places the organism in Eukaryota, Metazoa, Arthropoda, Insecta, Lepidoptera, Noctuidae. The record is from the annotation of a GenBank genome assembly.
AUGAGGCACCGCGACCUCGGCCCAGAGCAGGAGAAGGAACAGGGGGUUUUUAGUCAUGCUAUGGGUGACAAAAAUAGUGAUGAUGCUGAUAAUAACCUGCUGAGGACGGAAGAAAACAGUGAAAUGUCCAAAAAGAGUCCUGAAGGUAUUAUAUCGGCAAAAAAUUCGGAUGGUGAUACUCAAAACAAUAGCGGCGUUUCUCAAACGCAAUAUGUUUCAAAACAACUAAGUAAUAAAGACUCUGGGGAUGCUGGAGAGCACAUCUCUAGUAAAAACUCAAAAAUACUUGAAGAAGAGAAUUUAAAUUUAAUUGAAACUUCAAAAGAUUACCAUACGUCUGUUGACGGCAAAGGGAGUGGUAAUCAUACAGCCACUGACAGUGUGACUAAAGAUCAAAAUUUAGAAAAGAGUUCUAAUACCCCUCCUGAGGAAGAAACUGAUGAUGGUCUAGAGAAACUUAAAGAAUCAACAAACAAAAUGUCUCAGGAUUCAGAUGAUAAAUAUGAAGUGGAUGAAGAUGAGAUGGAAUUAAAAUGGGAUGACGAUGAAGUCAUGGAUCCAAUAGAGGGAAUUGACAGUGGCAGAUAUUCACCUAAAAAUGAAGAUUUAUUAGAAGAACAGCUUUUGGCUGAUCCUACAGACACUAAUGUUGAAAGUAAAGUGUUGGAUGAACCCAAUAAGAAUUCUGACUCAAAAUCCAAUUUCGAAAAUGCAGAAAUAGAAAAUGACCUUUUAGAAGAUAGUAUUAAUUCAGAUUUAGAGGCAGACACAGUACUGAAAGAAUGUCAAGAUGUUUUAGAUGAAAAGGACAAUCUAUGUGAGGACACAGAAAUGACUGAAAUAGAAAAAUCAGAAAAGAUAACAAAAAAUAAUACGGAAAAAUCUCUAGAAGAAGCUAAAGAAGAUGAAUCGUUAGUGGAAUCAAAAAAUCCUAAACAUACAGGUAAAUCAGCAUUUGAAAUAACAUCUUUCACUGAUAUUGUUAUGGAUACUGAUGAUGACAAGGUGAAACAGGGUAAAAAAGAUGAAGAUCUUCUGAAAAAUCAGGAUAAGAAAGACAAAAAACUUGAUGAUGAAGCUUUACUAGAAGAUCAACUUUUAGCAGAGACUGAUAUACCUGAAUUGGUCCCGGACACAGACUCAAUGGAUGCUGUAGAUGAUGACAAAGAAAGAGAACUAUUAAAAGAGGAUGGAGAAUCUCAAAGUGCCACAGAUCUUAAAACUGUUCAAAAUACUGAAGAUGAAAUUGGAAAUAUAAAUAAAGAUGAAGAUGCAGUUUUAGAUCAGGAUAAAGAAAUAAAUACUGAGACUGAAAAAGCUGAGGGCCCAGCUAAGGUUUCAGAAAGUAUUGACCAGACAGUUAUUGAUAUAGAUUUGAUUGCAGAUGUGAAUAAAACCAAUGACUUCAAUAAAGAAAAAGAUAAUAUCUUAGAAGAAGCUGCACUAAAUGAAAAUGAUAAAAAAACCAUUACUGUAGAUGAUGUAGAUGGUAAUGUAAAAGACAAUUUAGUUGAAAGCACAGAAAAUUCUAACUUGACACCUGAACAAAUUCAGACUGAUCCAGAAUUACCCAGUCCAGGACAGACGGAAGAAAUUUCAAAUAAUAAAGAACCUGCUGUAAAUGAAGAUAAGACUGAAAAUCUAGUCACAAAUGUUGAAAAACAAGAAAAAUUACCAAAACAAGAUUUGGAUUUAGACAAAACAGCAACCGCAGAUGACAUGUCACUUUGCGAAGCUGCAUCAUCACCCGCACCAAUAAAAACAAACCACAGACUAAACAAACCCGAUGCUAUGUUAGAAAUACCAACGCAAGAGCUUUUAGACAUUGAUGAUCUGUCGUUCGGACUAGACCGAUCAGACAGUACGGAUAGCCCCGAUGAUGAUGAUGAACAGGACACAAGUGUUACGGCUCCGGUUAAAGAGCCACCAGCACCGGUGAGAGAGGAGUGUAAUGUUGCGGAGGGUGUGAAUCGGAGAGGGAAUAUGGUACCAAAUGAGAGUAUAGAAGAUAGUUUGGAGAAGAUGUUUGCAGACCAUGCUCCAAUAGUUAUACCAGUGGAACAACCCGUAUAUGUGGCUGAUGCAUCAAGCCAAUCAGAUUUAGGUAUACCACUAUCCUUUCUUCCUGGAACUGCGAGCGUCGCUAGUACAUCAACUGCUGUUAGUCUUGAAACUACAGCUAAUGCUGUUACUGAAACCGCCACACCAACUCCAACAGAUACCACAACAGCAAAUGAUGCUCCAACGACAACUGAUCCAGGUCCUGCCAACGAAAUGACUCCAGACACGUCUAACGGUGUUCCUGAAGUGUCAGACAGUUUAGGCCUCCUAGCCGAAUCAUCAGGACGAGUCAUGGAAGACGAUGAGGAGCCAGAAGAUGAUGAUGAUGGCGAUGAUGAUGAGGAUUUCGAUCAGGAUGAAAGCAGUAACCAGGUAUCAGCGGAACAGUCAGAAGACUCCAACCCACCUGCCUCCGAACAUGAACCAGCUAAAGACCAGGAUGGCAAGGACUUGGAUACUCCGGAGCCCAAAGAUGAGCAGUUCACCUUCAGCGCUGCAGACCCUCCGAAUGCAGAGGAGAAAAUGGACGUUGAUAAUGAAAAUUGCGAAUUUGGAACGUUGGAAAUACACGCGGAGACGAUCCAGGAGGACGAUUCGAAUUCAGAAGCUCAUGCUGUACCUGCCUUAGAAGACGGUCCUGGUGAACAAAUUGAGCAACAAAAAGUAUUAUCAGACCAAAUGGAUAUAGAGACAGUGAAACUGUCUGACACUUCUGACAAUGAAGCUGAGGACAACGCAAGCGAAGUCAGAAAUCAGACUACUGACGAGAUAAAAGAGACUGAAGAUCAACAAAAGAAAAACGAGAAAUCACCAUCAAAGUCGCCAGCUUCUAAGAAUGAAUCGCCAAGUCGUUCGCCUUGCAAGUCUUACACGCAAUCACCAACUAAGGUGAAGAAGCUGGAGAUUAUAACGCAACAGGAAAGCAACGUUGUCAACAUUGUAGAUUUGGAAGAAAGCAGUUCUUCCGAAGAUGAUAUACAAGAAAUUGACAAACAGACAGAACCUCAAGCCAAACGAUUAAAACAAGAUGAAGUUCAAAGGACGUCAGAAUCUGACGUAACUGACGUCAACAUCCCGACUGGCAUUGAAAUCAUGUGCACUUCCGCCGGAAACACGUCAGAGAUCGUCACCAAAGAGGGUGAGGUCGUUAUAAGUGGAGUGCCUAAACCGCCUCCUCAUAAAGUGGCAAGACUGAAUACAAGUGAAGUAUCAAUUAAAACAGCUAGCAACACUGAACCAAUGGUCAUACCGGUUACUCAGAUAACAGAACAACAACAGACAUCAACGGAUCCUAAACCUAAGAUAGGUCUAGAAAUAUUCAACCUAGAUUCUGAUGAGGAUGAGAGCACACCUAAAGAAAAAACACCAGAUCCGCCCCCCGAAGCCCCCAGCGACCCCGAGAAGCCUCGUCGGUGUGUGAACGACCGUUGCCCCAGUGGCCCAGAUGUCGCCUUCCUACCGGCGAGUACGGCGGUCGUGGCGUAUUACGACGCGCCUAGGAAGAAGAAACAUCUAGUCUGCCAACCUUGUGCUGAUGUGGUUCUUGCUAUGGAGACGAAACUAGUUGAAGGGAUAAAGAAUUUCACGCCCCUCCUAGAAUUGGAUAUGAGCAAGAACAGCCACGAUCUGGUGAAGAUAUCUGACUCCGAGUCUGAUGAUGAGGAUCAGAGUCCUGAGGAGGAGAGGGAGUGCAUAGGAGAGAAGGGAGCCAAGUUCUUAGAAGAUAAUUUAGCCAAUUAUUUCAAUGAAACAUGGAAGAAAUACAACAUGGACGCUCGCUUGAAGGAAACUCAAACAAUGCUGGACGAAGAGAUUAAUAAACUGGAGAAGGACAGCAAAGAAAUAGACGCCAUGUUGAAUGAAUGUCAGGCUGCCACAGAUAAGCUGAGGACGGAACUCUAUGCUACGUUCGAGUGUAGGAGGCAGGAGCUUACUCCAUUGGUGUUAUUCGACAUGCCCAAUCUUAAGUUCGUAGCUCUAGAAGCGGAGGAACCGACUGCGACUCCCAAAAAUCAAACUGAGUUGAAAUCGCGCCAAGCUAAACGUCGUAACUCUUCGAGCAACGAUCUACCGCCCAAGAAGCCUGCCAUUGCAUUAGGAUACACGCCCUUAGAACAAGAACAACCUAAGGAACCGAAACUAGCAUCGUCAACAUCCGCGCCGGAUGUUAAAAUGGAUGAUGAUAAAGAUAUAUCAGUAGUAAAGUUAUCAGCGGAAUCGGCUCCGGCAGACCUGCCCCCUCCUGGGGAGAUCUCCCGCCCACCUCUCCGCAUCAGUAUGCCAGUCUACGCCAUGAAGAACGCCUUCGGACCCUGGCUCAAGGGCAGGAUAUUGGAGAUUCUGCCCAAGAAUUCUGCUGGGGGCAACAUGUUUUCUUUGUGUCGAGUGAAAUUCGACCAUAAAGCCAAGGCGGGAGGGAAGAUAUUGCCAGCUCGUUGCAUAGCGUACUCAGAGCCCGCUGAUGUCAGGAUGACUAUAGGUACUCGUCUAAUAGCUUUGUUCAAAGACUCGAACAAGCGGGAGUCUUAUUACUCGGGCGUAGUCGCCGAAAUACCAAAUCCAGUCAAUAAUUAUAGGUACCUAGUGUUUUUCGACGACGGGUACGCUCAAUACGUCCAGCAUCAACACACGCGCCUCGUGUGCGAGAGCUCUCCCCUCGUCUGGGAGGAGGUGCAUCCCUUCUCCAGGGAGUUCGUCAGGGAGUACCUCCUUGCGUACCCCGAGAGGCCAAUGGUGAGGCUUCACGAGGGACAGAAUCUGAAGACUGAGUGGAAUGGAAAAUGGUGGCCAUCUCGCGUCGCUCGAGUGGACGCUUCUCUAGCUCAAGUAGUGUUUGUGGGCGAUGGACGAAGGGAAUGGAUAUAUCGAGGGUCCACCCGCCUGGCUCCAUUGUACCUUGAGCUCAGAGCUGCUGAGAGACAUCGCCCUAGACCCAUGCCCAGGAGUAAAGCUCAACCUAGGUCGAACAUGCCGUAUGUAGAAUACACGAGGUCUGAUGAGCAAGAGUCCAAGAACAGGCAGGAGACACAGGUCCAACAACAAGAACAACAACAAAACGAGGAGAUACGUCGUCAACGUGCAGUAGCUAAGAAGUCGACCGCAGUACCGAACGUCCUGCCGCCUCAACAGGUCGCCUCCAACAACGAUGCCGUGACUAGUAGAGUUGUGUACUACACACCAAAGAAUGCUGUGAAACCGUACAAGAUGGUUCCCCAUAAAUGCAGUCCGAAAUGCAAGCGAAGUGACGUGCUUACACUGAAAGAGCUUCGAACCUACAAUCCUCUAGCAAAACCACUGCUGAGUGGAUGGGAAAGACAAAUAGUCCGUUUCAAAGGGCACAAGGAAGUCAUGUACCGCGCGCCAUGCGGGCGCCGCCUGCGCAGUCUGAGCGAGCUGCACCGGUACCUGCGCGCGACGGACUCGGACCUGCCGGUAGACCUGUUCGAUUUCCAGCCCGCGACACACUGCCUCGCCGAGUUUGUGCUUAACAAAUGCUUGGUGGGGAAAAAGGAUCUAUCGCAUGGCAAGGAGAAUGUCCCAGUACCGUGUGUGAACUAUUAUGACGAGUCUCUGCCAGAGUUCUGUUCGUACAAUACUGAACGGACCCCCACAGCUGGGGUCCCACUCAAUCUGGACCCCGAGUUCCUGUGUGGCUGCGAUUGUACUGAUGACUGUCAGGAUAAAUCGAAGUGCGCUUGCUGGAAGAUGACGCUUGAAGGUGCCCGGACGAUAGGCCUGGACGGGCCUAAUGUCGGCUACGUGUAUAAACGAUUGCCGGAGCCAUUGCCGUCCGGGAUAUAUGAGUGCAAUUCCAGGUGUAAAUGCAAGCAUACCUGUUUGAACAGGGUAGCACAGCAUCCAUUACAACUCAAAUUACAAGUAUUCAAAACGUUGAACCGUGGUUGGGGCAUACGUGCGCUAAACGAUGUACCCAAGGGGGCGUUCCUGUGCGUCUACGCUGGGAAUCUACUCACCGACGCUACAGCCAACUUGGACGGUCUAAACGAAGGCGACGAAUAUCUAGCCGAGCUGGACUACAUUGAGGUCGUGGAACAGAUGAAGGAGGGAUACGAGGAGGACAUACCGGAGGCUGAUAAGAAACUAGAUAAGAAGGAACUAGGCAAGGAUGAUGAGGAAUCCGAUGAGGAGGAGCCCACGACCUCUGAGGAGGAGGAAAACGCCUCCAAGAGUGAUAAAGAGGACGAUGACUUCAGGCCCGGGUACAUUGGGUUAGGAGUUAUGGAGUUUAAUAAACGUCUUCGUAAACGGGAGAAGACGAAGAAAGAUAAAGAUAAACCGAACAUAGAAGACAAUAAAGAAAAAGAUUCAAAAGAAAAAGAUACAAAAGAUGUUAAAGAAAAAGAUAAAGAUAAAGAGUCCUCGAAAGAACCGAAGGAUGGUAACGCUGAUGAGGAUUGUAUUACCAUUAGCGAUGAUGAGGAAGUGAGAGAGCCCUCAAGAUUUAUGGCGCAAGCUGGGAUGGGAGCUAGCGAAUUCAUUUCUAAAUACAAGUCCGUGCGCACUCUAUUCGGUAAGGACGAGGCUUGCUACAUCAUGGACGCUAAGGUACAAGGGAACAUUGGCAGAUAUCUCAAUCAUUCCUGUUGUCCAAAUGUCUUCGUUCAAAAUGUAUUUGUGGAUACACACGACCCUCGCUUUCCUUGGGUCGCGUUCUUUGCAUUAUCCCAUAUAAAAGCGGGCACGGAAUUAACUUGGAACUACAAUUAUGAUGUAGGUUCGGUCCCCGGAAAGGUUCUUUACUGUUAUUGUGGAGCGCCAAACUGUAGGGGUCGAUUGUUGUAAUUCUUGAAUUGUUAUAUUAUAAAGGUUUUUUUGUCAGUAUUUAUUACAGUUCUCGAAAAGUUACAUACAUAUGUAUAAAUUUAGUUUUUUGUAAUUAUUUUUUUUUAGUUUUUAUUUCGCAUGCAUUUUGUUUGGGUAAAUAAAAUAUAUUUUUGUUUAACCUUGAUUCGAAAUUGUUUUAGCAUAUGACUUUAAUAAUGUUCACGCUUAUAACUAGUAAGGAACCGAGUUGUACUAUCAACCUUUAGACCGAUAAGAAUUUGGACAGGGUAGAAAAGUAACUUGGUCUGUCACUGUGAUAAUAAAAAAGUGUCAGGCGACUCACCCCUACCCAAU